Messenger RNA from Lolium perenne, 3361 nucleotides. Its product is annotated as coatomer subunit beta-2. Gene Ontology annotation, biological process: intra-Golgi vesicle-mediated transport; intracellular protein transport; endoplasmic reticulum to Golgi vesicle-mediated transport. NCBI's taxonomy places the organism in Eukaryota, Viridiplantae, Streptophyta, Magnoliopsida, Poales, Poaceae. Gene Ontology annotation, cellular component: cytoplasm; COPI vesicle coat. Gene Ontology annotation, molecular function: structural molecule activity. The record is from RefSeq and is a predicted model, not a curated record.
GCCUCUCAUCUCAUCACGGUCUCACCUCUUCGCUAAUAACCACUUCGCCCUCCUCCCGCUCCCAGAUCCCGAUCCACCUCCGCCGCUGAUCCAACCACCGACACCCCUACCCGCAGGCGCCCUCCGGCGGCCGCCAUGGACAAGCCGAGCACGCUGCUGGUCCACUUCGACAAGGGCUCCGCCGCCAUGGCCAACGAGAUCAAGGCGGAUCUGGAGGGCAGCGACGUCGCCGCCAAGGUCGAGGCCAUGAAGCGCGCCGUCAUGCUCCUCCUCAACGGCGAGAACCUGCCCACGCUCUUCAUCACCGUCGUCCGCUACGUCCUCCCCUCCGAGGACCACACCAUCCAGAAGCUGCUGCUCCUCUACCUCGAGAUCAUCGACAAGCGCGACUCCUCCGGCCGCGUCCUCCCGGAGAUGAUCCUCAUCUGCCAGAACCUCCGCAACAACCUGCAGCACCCCAACGAGUACAUCCGCGGCGUCACGCUCCGCUUCCUCUGCCGCCUCUCCGAGCCCGAGGUGCUCGAGCCGCUCGUGCCCUCCAUCCUCGAGAACCUCGAGCACCGCCACCACUUCAUCCGACGCCACGCGCUCUCCGCGAUCUCCGCCAUCUACCGCCUCCCACACGGCGACCAGCUCAUCCCCGACGCCCCCGAGCUCGUCGAGCGCGCGCUCGCGUCCGAGCAGGACGCCUCCGCGCGCCGGAAUGCCUUCCUCAUGCUCUGCCUCUGUGGCCAGGAACGUGCCGUCGCGUACCUCUUCUCCAACGCCGAACGCGUCACCGAGUGGCCCGAUCUCCUGCAGAUGGCGGCGGUAGAUCUCAUCCGCAAGGUCUGCCGCUCCCCAAACCGUGCCGACAAGGGCAGGUAUAUCAAGAUCAUCAUCUCGCUGCUCUCAUCUCCCAGCACUGCUGUUGUGUACGAGUGUGCGGGUGCGCUUGUGUCGCUCUCCUCCGCGCCCACCGCCGUGCGCGCAGCUGCCAACACCUACUGCGAGCUGCUCGCGUCGCAGAGUGACAACAAUGUCAGGCUCAUCCUCCUGGACCGUCUGAAUGAGCUGCGCACGUCUCACCGCGACGUCAUGGUGGAUGUAGUCAUGGAUGUGCUGCGUGCGCUUGCCAGCCCCAACCUAGACGUCAAGAGGAAGGUGCUGGAUCUGGUGCUUGAUCUGCUCACUCCUCGUAAUGUUGAGGAGGUGGUGCUUUACCUCAAGAAGGAGGUUGUCAAGACGCAGUCAGGGGAGCUUGAGAAGGGUGGCGAGUACCGCCAGAUGCUCGUGCAAGCUAUCCACUCAUGUGCUGUAGAGUACCCAGAGGUGGCUGGAUCCGUGGUGCACCUCCUCAUGGACUUCCUUGGUGACACUAAUGUUGCUGCAGCCGUUGAUGUUGUCUUGUUUGUGCGUGAGAUCAUCGAGACUAACCCCAAGCUGCGCGUCUCCAUGAUCCAGAGGCUCAGUGACACCUUCUAUCAGAUCCGGGCAUCCCGUGUUUGUUCGAUCGCUCUCUGGAUCCUUGGGGAGUACUCCCUCUCGCUAGCUGAGGUCGAGAGCGCCAUUUCCACCAUCAAGCAGUGCCUUGGGGAUGUACCCUUCUUCACAGUCUCAGACGAAGGGGAGACAACUGAUUCCUCCAAGCCAGCCCAGCAGAUGGUUAACUCUGUCACUGUCUCCUCCAGGCGCCCUGUUGUUCUUGCAGAUGGCACUUAUGCCACACAGAGUGCUGCCACCGAGGCCAUUUCAACUCCCUCAGUUACCCCUGGAUCCUUGUCAUCGACCCUGAAUCUCAGAUCACUCAUCCUGUCAGGCGAUUUCUUCUUGGCUGCUGUUGUUGCCUGCACCCUUACCAAGCUGGUAUUGAGGCUGGAGGAGGUGCAGCCGUCAAAGCUUGAAGCAAACAAGGCUUGUACUGGGGCCUUGCUGGUCAUGACCUCCAUUCUGCAGCUCGGAUUAUCCUCCUACCUUCCCCAACCGAUCGAUAAUGAUUCAUAUGACAGGAUUGUGCUUUGUGUGCGAUUGCUCUGCAAUACUGGUGAUGAUGUGAGGAAGAUUUGGCUGCAGUCAUGUAGACAGAGUUUUGCCAAGAUGCUUGCGGAGAAGCAAUUCAGGGAGACAGAAGAGAUGAAGGCCAAGGCACAGAUCUCCCAUGCCCAGCCAGAUGACCUUAUUGAUUUCUACCACCUGAAGAGCAGAAGGGGCAUGAGCCAGCUUGAGUUGGAAGAUGAGGUCCAAGAUGAUUUGAAGGCUGCAACUGGUGGAUUCACUAAGGAAACAGAUGAUGCAAACAGACUUAAUCGCAUUCUUCAGUUGACUGGGUUCAGUGAUCCUGUAUAUGCUGAAGCAUUUGUGACUGUACAUCAUUAUGAUAUUGUACUUGAUGUUACCGUCAUUAACCGUACAAAGGAGACACUUCAGAACCUGUGCUUGGAAUUAGCUACAAUGGGAGACCUCAAACUUGUUGACCGCCCUCAGAACUAUACCUUGGCUCCUGAAUCAAGCAAGCAAAUACGUGCUAAUAUCAAGGUUUCUUCCACAGAGACCGGAGUCAUAUUUGGGAACAUAGUCUAUGAAACUUCCAAUGUGAUGGAACGAUCAGUGGUUGUCCUAAAUGAUAUUCACAUUGACAUCAUGGAUUAUAUCUCACCUGCUACAUGCGCAGAUGUUACUUUCAGGAAUAUGUGGGCAGAGUUUGAGUGGGAAAACAAGGUUGCAGUUAAUACGGUAAUUCAGGACGAGAAGGAAUUCUUAAAUCAUGUUAUCAAGUCAACAAACAUGAAGUGUCUAACACCACCCUCCGCGCUUGACGGGGAAUGCGGUUUCCUCGCUGCAAAUCUUUACGCAAAGAGUGUAUUUGGAGAAGAUGCUUUGGUGAACAUUAGCAUUGAGAAGCAAGCUGAUGGCAAGCUCAGUGGUUACAUCAGAAUAAGGAGUAAGACCCAAGGAAUUGCGCUCAGCUUGGGAGACAAGAUCACCCUCAAGCAGAAGGGAAGCAGUUAACUGUGAUGCUGCAACCUGCCACACAAUUGUACUUUGUCAUUUAGGAGAUCCACUUUGCCAGUUUCAUACUACCGGUAAGUGGGUUAGUAAAGAAGUUUUUUAUGUACAAAAGAUUAAAGAGGGAUGAGGAGAAAGAUGAAAAUGGAUCUUCAACUACUAUCCUCCAGAGUUGCAAUGAAUUGUCUCAACUUCAUUCCCUGAGAAGGGCCCAUUUUUGAUAAAAAUGGCGUUGUAAGAAUAGGUGUGAAGUUUCUGUUGUUGAGUUUUGACGUGUAGAGCGAUUGUGAUAUUGUAUUAAGGGUCCCUGCCUUUGAAGUCUUCCAAGUUUCAACAUAUACAUGUUGUAUUACAAAGAUCCAUCCAUUUGAGCUUC